AUGAUAACAGACGGUUUGAAGGAUAUUAUUGCCCACAAUCAACGAGAUGGUGCUAGAAUCAUCAUCGUCCUUCACUCCUUCUAUAUAAAUCAAUCCCCUCUCAACAACGUUCAUCACAGAAUUUGAAUUCAGUCAUUGCAAGAGAUUUAGAGUUCUUUGAUUCAAGAAAUCCAUCCAAAAAAUGUCUCUGAUUCCAAGCUUCUUUGGCAACCGACGCAGUAACGUUUUUGAUCCAUUCUCUCUUGACAUUUGGGACCCUUUUGAGGGCUUCCCUUUGUCAAGCUCGGUAGUCAAUAUCCCAAGCUCUGCCCGCGAAACUUCUGCAUUUGCAAAUGCUCGCAUAGACUGGAAAGAGACUCCAGAGGGCCAUGUAUUCAAGGCCGAUCUUCCUGGGCUGAAGAAGGAAGAGGUGAAGGUGGAGGUUGAAGAAGGUGGAGUGCUCCAGAUAAGUGGAGAGAGGAGCAAAGAGCAAGAGGAAAAGAAUGAUAAGUGGCAUCGCGUGGAGAGGAGCAGCGGCAAGUUCCUCCGCCGGUUCAGGCUGCCGGAAAAUGCAAAGACGGAUCAGGUGAAGGCUAGCAUGGAGAAUGGUGUGCUCACUGUCACUGUGCCUAAAGAGGAAAUAAAGAAGCGUGAAGUCAAGUCAAUUGAGAUCUCUGGUUAAUUACUCCGUUCACCAACUGAUUCUAGUGGUGAAUUUAUGAUGUCUGUGUGUGGUUUGAUAACGUCGAAGGAACAAUGUUAAUGUUCUAUGUUUGAAAAUAAAAUGUUGUAUUUGCGUUUGAGGUCCAAAGGUUGUUAAAUUGUUAAAUAAAAAACUAAAUUUCCGUUGUUCUUGUA
Messenger RNA from Olea europaea var. sylvestris, 837 nucleotides. RefSeq names its product 17.8 kDa class I heat shock protein-like. Gene Ontology annotation, biological process: response to heat; response to hydrogen peroxide; response to salt stress. The coding region runs from base 182 to 661 and encodes 159 amino acids. The transcript has a single exon. The record is from RefSeq and is a predicted model, not a curated record. NCBI's taxonomy places the organism in Eukaryota, Viridiplantae, Streptophyta, Magnoliopsida, Lamiales, Oleaceae.